Molecule: messenger RNA, 1227 nt
Organism: Rhodamnia argentea
Lineage: Eukaryota; Viridiplantae; Streptophyta; Magnoliopsida; Myrtales; Myrtaceae
Product: senescence-specific cysteine protease SAG39-like
Exons: 3
Coding region: 1-1161 (386 amino acids)
Cellular component (GO): lysosome
Molecular function (GO): cysteine-type endopeptidase activity
Source: RefSeq, a predicted model, not a curated record
AUGGUAAUAUACUACUUUUGUUCGCGAGUUUUAUCAUCUGGUGUCAGAUGGGCAAAGUGGUCCCUCCACCAUCGAUAUAUCUUGCUUAAUCAAGAUAUACAUCGUCCCCACACAAUCAACUUCAUGGAUUUCCCAGGGAAAUCCCCACUGAUUCUCUUGCUCGUCUUUUUCAUUUUAGAGCUUUGGGCUUCGCGAGCCGAGUGCAGAUCUCUCCAUCGAGAGUCCAUUUUGCUGGCGAGGCACGAGCGGUGGAUGGCUCAACAUGGACGCACUUACAAGGACGCUAAGGAAAAAGACAGGCGCUUUGCGAUAUUCAAGAGCAAUGUGGAGCAUGUCGAGUCCUUCAACAGUGCGUUGGGCAAAGAUUACAAAUUGAAAAUCAAUGAGUUUGCAGAUUUGACCAACGAAGAGUUCAGAGCUUUCCGUAAUGGCUUUAGACGGACAAAGGCCAAAAUGGGGUCUACCAAAGAUGACACUUCUUUUAGGUAUGAGAAUUUUACCGAUGUGCCAUCUUUCAUGGAUUGGAGAGAGAAGGGAGCGGUCACCCCGGUCAAAUCCCAAGGCCAUUGUUCUAGUUGUUGGGCAUUUUCAGCUGUUGCCGCUGUGGAGGGGCUUAUUAAGAUCACGACAGGGAAAUUAAUUUCGCUGUCGGAGCAAGAACUUGUGGAUUGCGACGUGGGCGGAAAUAACCAUGGGUGCGAGUAUGGUUUGAUGGACAAUGCCUUUGAGUUCAUCCAACAAAACAACGGGCUUGCAACGGAAGCCGAAUAUCCCUAUAACGGUUCAAGAGGCGCGUGUAGAGCCGUGACUUCCCUUGACCAUACAGUCAAGAUCGGCGGCUAUGAGGACGUGCCCAUGAAUGAUGAGGGUGCCCUUCUGAAAGCGGUGGCGAACCAACCAGUGUCGGUCGCGGUCGAUUCCGAUGGAGACUUCCAGUUCUACUCGAGUGGUGUGUUCACUGGCGGAUGCGGGACUGACUUUGAUCAUGCCGUGACGAUUGUGGGGUAUGGGACGAGCGCCAAUGGGAUAAAGUAUUGGUUGGUGAAGAACUCGUGGGGCACGGGAUGGGGCGAGGAAGGGUACGUGAGGAUUCAGAGAGAGGUCGACACUAAGGAAGGACUUUGCGGGAUCGCCGUACUUGCUUCCUAUCCCGUUGCAUGAAGUAUUAACUUAAGUACACUAGAUGAAUUGCAUCAAGAUCGAUCCUUGUUGAUUGACUUGAAAUUG